Linum tenue is the source of this 2022-nucleotide messenger RNA. NCBI's taxonomy places the organism in Eukaryota, Viridiplantae, Streptophyta, Magnoliopsida, Malpighiales, Linaceae. The record is from the annotation of a GenBank genome assembly.
CCGAAUGCGUCUUCAAAUUCCCUUCCUUUUCUACUCCCAGAUCGUCCAAACAAGCAUUUCCACCACACUCUCACCAUUUCCUGCUCAACCCAAACCAGCCAGCCAUGGAAGGAACCAAGAAAUGCUCCGCCAACUACGUCCCCUUAUCUCCCAUCACCUUCCUCGACCGCUCCGCCGUCGUCUACGCCGACCGCCCUUCCCUCGUCCACGGCGCCGUCACCUACACCUGGCGCCAAACUCGCCAGAGAUGCGUCCAGCUCGCCUCUUCCCUCGCUUCCCUCGGCGUUUCCCGCGGAGAUGUGGUUGCUGCUUUGGCACCAAACAUUCCAGCAAUGUACGAGCUACAUUUCGCGGUUCCAAUGGCAGGAGCAGUUCUAUGCUCGCUCAACACACGCCAUGAUUCAGCGAUGGUCUCCGUCCUUCUCAAACAUUCAGGAUCGAAACUCAUUUUCGUGGACCACCAGUUCCUCUCCGUUGCUCAGGGAGCCCUGCAAAUCCUCUCCAAGACAUCAGCCAAGCUUCCUCGCUUGGUUAUAAUAACGGAGAGUGGUGAUCAAAUAGCUACUCCGGAUUCUUACGAGUCCCUUCUAGCCACGGGGAAUCCUGACUUUGAGAUCAUUCGGCCAAACGAUGAAUGGGAACCAGUUGCAUUGAACUACACCUCGGGCACUACAUCGAGUCCCAAAGGUGUGGUUUAUAGCCACAGAGGGGCGUAUCUGAACUCUCUUGCUGCAGCUUUGCUCAGCGAGAUGCGUUCCAUGCCGGUUUAUCUGUGGUGUGUGCCAAUGUUCCAUUGCAAUGGGUGGUGCUUCACCUGGGCUGUUGCUGCAAUGGGUGGAACGAAUAUAUGUCUGCGAAAUGUCGCUGCAGCUGGGAUCUUCGACAGCAUUGCUCGAUACAAUGUGACUCACAUGGGUGGUGCACCGACGGUGUUGAACAUGAUCAUCAAUGCACCGGAUAAUGAGAAGAAGCCGCUCCCAGGGAAGGUUGGCGUGAUGACUGGUGGGGCGCCUCCUCCUCCUCAGGUACUAUUUAAGAUGGAAGAGCUAGGAUUCGACGUCACUCAUUCCUAUGGCCUGACCGAGACCUAUGGACCUGGCACCAUAUGCACCUGGAAGCCUGAAUGGUCAUCCCUCCCUAGAGAAGAACAAGCCAAGAUCAGGUCCCGUCAGGGAGUCCAACACCUCGGCAUGGAAGAGAUCGAUGUCAAAGAUCCAGUCACCUUGAAGAGUGUUGCUGCAGAUGCGAAAACCAUGGGAGAGGUCAUGUUCAGAGGGAACACAGUGAUGAACGGUUACUUCAAGAACCAGGAAGCAACAGAUGAAGCAUUCAAAGGCGGAUGGCUGAGGAGCGGUGACUUGGGAGUGAAGCAUCCCGAUGGGUACAUAGAACUGAAGGACAGGUCGAAGGAUAUCAUAAUCUCCGGUGGGGAGAACAUCAGCACGAUCGAGGUCGAGUCCGUGUUGUUCAGCCAUCCAGCCGUGCUCGAGGCAGCAGUCGUGGGGAGGCCCGACGAGCACUGGGGGGAGACGGUUUGUGCUUUCGUGAAGGUGAAGGAAGGGGUUGGUAGUAGUGGCUUGAGUUCUGUGGAGGUGAUUCAGUAUUGUAGAGAUCGGUUGCCUCAUUAUAUGGCGCCGAGGAGCGUUGUGUUUUUGGAUGAUCUGCCGAAGACUUCGACAGGGAAGGUGCAGAAGUUUGUGCUGAGGGAGAAGGCUAAGGGCAUGGGGAGCUUGUCGAAGCAAAGGAAUAGCAAACUGUAAAAACAAAAUCGCAGGUGUGGUAACUCUUGUAAUGAGAGAUUAUUAUUAUCUGUUGUUGUGAAAUAUCAACUGUAAACCAAAUUGAUCACCCUGAGCAGGUGCCUGAGUGAGAGCUCUACCAUGACCCAAGACUCGUGAGUUCCACUCAAGUGUAAGAAUAAUUUGUUCUUUCGAAUGGAUAAAGAUUAAAGGGGAUGGCACUGCUCAUUGUACACAUAAUGAAAACAAGCCCCUAAAUCUACUCAAUUCUGUGCAAUGAAGU